AUGGUCGCCGUUUACCGGACGUACCGAUUUUGUUCUGCUACGAAGGCAACACUAAUGGCUGACACGUUCCACGAGAAAAGGAAACAUGCAAUCACCAGAGCCUGCACUCCGUCACUUUUGAGGAACCAGGAGUGUUGCCUUUGGCGCUACAGAAGUGUUAUUAACCUCCAUGGUCAUAAGAAAGAAAUCAUUUUCCGCAGAUGUAUUGGCAAGAUCCCUGUCGAGCAGGCCAGCUUUCCGUUCGUCAGCGAAUCUCACGAGGAAAUCGCAAGACAAGGAGGAAUGAGUCGCCGACUCUUCGUUCCUGUGCCGAACAUGAUUCACAAGGAUUGUCGUGAAAGUCGUUUCCGUCUAUAUCAGCUCACUAUUGAUGAUCCAAAACACGGGAGGAUAAGUAAAGUGAGUUAUGCCCAGGAACUCUUCUCUUCUUUCGUUUCGGAA
Molecule: messenger RNA, 441 nt
Organism: Ostertagia ostertagi
Lineage: Eukaryota; Metazoa; Nematoda; Chromadorea; Rhabditida; Trichostrongylidae
Source: the annotation of a GenBank genome assembly